UGUCCCUGGAACCCUGGUAUGCCAAUGGCUCCCUUCUCUGGGAAGCCCCCACCCCUCCCUAGGGUGGCCCCAGUGACCCUGCUCUCGAAGGGCCCACAUUCACACCACAGGGGCUGAGUUGGCACUUCCUGGGGCAGACCUCUGUCUCCAGGGCCCGGCUUCCCCUUCCCGGAAUAUCACGGGCACCCCACGUGCGGGCCUGCACAUUCCUCCUGUAACUGCCAGGAUUCCAGACGGGACAGGGUCUUUGUGAACAGUGAGCUCAUCAAGUGUCCAGUAGGUGGAAUGCUCAAAUUGGACCUUCCUCGUUCCUGAGGAAGCAAAACAUCAGAUGCCGCAGGACAAAGGGAGCCACGGGCUCACGAGCCUGGAUGCCUCUAUUGCCAGCACACAGAAUAAUCUGCUGCCUCAGCAAAUCAGUUCUUGCAUGAUUACAAAAAGGCAGAAGGUGACAAAUUUUCUGCAAAGAGUAAGCAUCUCAGGCUUUGCAGCUACAUGGUCUCGCUCACAAUGACUCAACAUUGUAAGGAAAAGCAGCCUUAGACACAUUAAAUACAUGAGUGUGGCUAUGCCCCAGAAAGCUUCAUUCACACGCAGGCAGCAGGAGAGACUUGCCCCACACAUUGCAGUUUGCAGACUCCUGUUUCAAAGUUUUCCUGUGCAAAAUAAAAGCUCAAAAUACACCAUAACCUCAAAGUCUUCAUUGACGGCAUGAGAUAAAAUGGAAUAAAAGGAUACAGUACUCUGAGUUGAUUCUGAGGUGCCCUAUGCACAGUGAUGACCUGGAGAAACAAUGUGAACACCAUGGAAAGGCAAACUAGAACAUCCUGUUUACAGAAGGGGGAACUGGCUUCAAAGCCAAACUAAUUUAUGGAAGAAAAUAGCACAGGAAAGCGUGCACCAGGAUAAUAAGAUGUUGGGGAAUCACAGUAGCAACAACCAUAAGGAAGUCAACAGUUGUGCUUCUUUACUGCUGGGACGCCCACAGUCUGGGUAUAAAAGCUGCUGAAGGAGUCAGAGAACAGACAUCUCCAGCUCUCCUCCCAACACCAGCCAGCCCCACACCACCAUGUGCCACACCAGCUACUCCUCAGGCUGCCAGGCUGCCUGCGUGCCCAGCUCCUGCCAGCCAUCCUGCAGCACGUCAAGCCCCUGCCAACCAACCUACUUCACGUCCAGCCCCUGCCAGGCGACCUGUGUGCCCGUGAGUUACAGGCCAGCCAUACGCCUGCCAGUGACCUACGCUGGAAGACCCACCCUGUGUGUGACUCCUUCCUCCCAGUCCUCUGUGUUCCUGCCUGUGAGCUACAGGCCGGCUGUGUAUGUGGCCCCCUCCUGCCAGUCCUCAGGGUGCUACCAGCCCUCCCGCCCCACGCUGGUCUGCAGACCCGUCUCCUGUAGCACCCCUUCCUGCUUGUGAUCACGAGCCUCCUCCCAGAUGCUCCCAGUACAGACCGGAUCACCCCUAUAUCCCUCCCAGCACGAGUCCUCAGGGGGCCUCCAGGUCUGAAUGUGGCAGAUGAAAAGUAUGAUCGACCAACCUCUGAACCUGGGUGAGAACGUGGCAGGAUGAUAUGGUCCCUUCUGUGAACUGGUGCAUCUGCCCCUACCCAGAGGAAGCCCUGGUUCCCAGGGUCCUUCUCUGUCUUCAGCAGGAAACCACACCCCACGUGGG
Molecule: messenger RNA, 1675 nt
Organism: Odocoileus virginianus texanus
Lineage: Eukaryota; Metazoa; Chordata; Mammalia; Artiodactyla; Cervidae
Product: keratin-associated protein 12-2-like
Source: RefSeq, a predicted model, not a curated record